GAUGUGUGUGUGUGUGUGUGUGUGUGUGAGUUGGCACUGGUGUAAAGAGAAGUGAAGACUGGAGGAGAACACACACUGACAGUAGUCAGUAGUACAGUCGAAGUCGAAGUAGUCGAAGAUGAAAGGCGAUAAAGAAGUAGGAAACUACAGGACCCACAAUCCCCUGCUCAGGACACGCUCACACGGGCCACUGAUGUGGGGGAGGAACAGCUACCCCCCUGCACACCCAUUUAGACCUGUGGACGUUAAGCCCGACGUCCCGCUGGCCCUGGAGCCGGUGUCUCCCCUGGACCUGCGGACGGACGGCAGGACGCUGGACCCAGACGUGUGGGAGCGGCAGCUGCAGCAGGAGCUCCUCCUGAUCCAGAAGCAGCAGCAGAUCCAGAAGCAGCUGCUCAUAAACGAGUUCCAGAAGCAGCAUGAGAACCUGCUCCGCCAGCACCAGGCCCAGCUGCAGGAACACCUGAAGCUGCAGCAGGAGCUCCAAGUGAUGAAACAGCAGCAGGAGCAGCUGGAGAAGGAGAAGAAGCUGGAGCAGCAGAACCAGGAGAGAGAGCUGGAGAGAAGCCGUCGCCAGCAGCAGGCCCUCAUCCUCCGGAACCGAGAACGAGCCCGAGAGACAGUGCUGCUUCAGACUGAGCGGCCCUGUGGUGCGAUGGGUGCUGUGGCGAGCACAGAGGUUAAACAGAAGCUCCAGAACUUCCUGCUGAACAAAACCACCAAGGACUCGCUUCCCACCGGACCCUGCAACGGGUUCACACACAGCGCCAGACUCUGGACCACGACAUCCCAUCACGCCUCUCUGGAGCAGAGUUCACCCCCGCUGGGCGGAGCCUCGCCCUCCUACAGGUUCCCGCUGCCCCCUCUGCAGGACUACAGGGACGACUUCCCUCUGAGAAAGACAGCCUCAGAACCCAAUCUGAAGGUGCGCUCCAGGCUGAAGCAGAAGGUGGCUGAGAGGAGGAGCAGCCCCCUUCUCAGGAGGAAAGAGGGGGCCGUCAUGACACCGUUCAAGAAGAGAGCCCUGGAGCUGCUCGAGUCCAGCAGCAGUAGCAGCGCCCCAGGCUCAGGCCCCAGCUCCCCCAACGGAGCCUCCAGUGCCCUGGGGGCUGAAAACGGGCCAUCAUCCUUACCAACCACCACCAGAACCGAGCGCUGGCCUUCACAGCCCAAGCUGCUGGGUGCCGAGGGUCCGGUGUCCGUCCUGAGCCUCUACACGUCCCCUUCCCUACCCAACAUCAACCUGGGCCUGUCCGCCGCCUCCUCUCCAAUCAGCGCUGGUUUGGGGCUGAAGGAGAAGCAUGGUGAGAGCAGUGGGGUGUUGGGUCUGCCCCCUCACGUCUUGGGCCCCGUGCCCCUCACCAUCAGCAUGGACUCCAAAGUGAGCAGCAGCCAGCAGGCCCUCCUCCAUCACCUCCUGCAUAAGGAGCAGCUCCGCCAGCAGAAGAUCCUGACCACCGGCCCGGGUACAGUGUCCGUACACCCUCCGUCUCCCCUGGCCAUGAAGGAGCGCUCCUCGGGCAGCGUGCGGCCCAAACUGCAGCGCCACCGCCCCCUGAACCGCACACAGUCUGCCCCUCUGCCCCAGGGCAUGCUGGCCCAACUCGUCAUCCAGCAGCAGCACCAGCACUUCCUGGAGAAGCAGAAACAGUACCAGCAGCAGAUCCACAUCAACAAGAUUCUCUCGAAGUCGAUUGAGCAGCUGAGGCAGCCGAGCAGGCUGCUGCACGAGUCCGAGGAGGAGGACAGCGCGCUGGAGCACGACGGCGGCUCGCCCCCUAUUGGCGUCAUCCGGAAGUGCAGCCCCAGCAGCAGCACUGAGGUCAUCAAAAUCAAGGAGGAACCAAUCGACAGCGACGACGAAUCACAGGCCAAAGAGAGCACUUACCUUCACCAGGUGAACGGAAGGCUGGUGAUACAGGCUGCCAUCUGAUCCGGGGCAUGGGCACUCACUCACACACACACACACACACACACACACCGACACACACAUAUACACACACACAGCCAUGCCCUCGCCUCCACCUCCACCUCCCCCAGCCCUCCUGAACUGUUUCCAUUCGUGAACUUUGUGAAGUGAUCUCUCCUGUACUGUAUGUUGUAAUGUUCUGUAUAUAAUUUAAAGAGGAAGAGAAUCUAGAACAUCCAGAAGCGGUUCUAAGAGGAAAGUCUUUAUUUGUAAAAGGUCUUUUGAACUGUAAUUGCUGCCCUUUCUACUUUCUAUCCUCCCACCGGAACAGAGCUGCGCUGAAGCUCGUGUACAGUAAUCACUGAUUUUACAUGCCACUUUGCAUAGCUUUAAUUUUGGAUGCUUUUGAUUAUUAUUAUUAUUAUUAUUAUUAUUAUUAUUAUUAUUAUUACGUCAGUGUUAGACUGCAACAGCCUACUUUUUGACUGCAGAGGGACCUUAUAAAUGUGUAAUACAAGGGGCCACUUAAACUGUUUCCAGUCCUGAUCUGUAUCUGCUGUGUCUGUAGAGUACGUGCCAUUACCACUCACCUGGACAUCAUUUCAGCACUCAAACCUCACCCACACACACUGACUCUGAGCUAGAUUGAGAUUAGUAAAACACAGGGGUCCUGACAUCGUCCCUGGGGGUCACGAGAGAGGAUGAUACUACACUGUGUAACUGAAACUCUUAAAGCUUGUGCAGUUUAAACCUUUAAACCCUGAUAAACAACAAAUUAAAACCAGGAUCUUUGCUGAUAAAACUUUUUUUUACUAUACUUAAUUUGUAAAUGAGAAUAUUUCACCAAGAAUGAGGCAAAAUCCUGCAGAGCUCCCACGUCUUUAGCACCAAGUGCCACUUUAGGGGCUGUUGGAGAAAUAUUUUUCUGUAGUAACACAUAACAAUAUCAGUGUGUAUCAUCAGCAAUUAAGGAAAAAUUCGGAGUUCGUCAGCAGAGCUUCAGCCAGUAUUUUCUUAUUUGAAUCUGUGUGAGAUGUAGCCUCCGAAUCUUCUCACCACCAUUCCACACCCCGGGUUUCCAGGUAUAAAACACAAUCUAGUGUGCUGUAUCUAUGGAAACAGGGGAGCUGGCUAUUUUUCUUCUAAAUAAGUAAUCACUGAUCUUCAGUAAGGUUUGCUACGCUUGAGAAAGAAAGGUGGUGAUUUAUUACUUAUAUUAAAUUAUUUUUUACACUGCCCCUAAAUUGCAGCAUUACUGAACAGAGACACGGGAGCGUGGAGAGAUCAUGACUCAAUCUUGGUCAAAUUUAAUCAUAUAAAAGUUAAGUUUAGUAAAAUAAAAGAUUGUUGAGAAUAAAAAACUUGUGACAUAAGGUUAAGGUUUUAGUUUGCUGUUUUCCAUCAUUUGAAAGUGAUUCUUAAAAAGGGUCUCUGAGUUAAUACUGCAUUCCCCAUUACAUUCUCUACAUUUGGUUAGUGUGAGCUGUUUGUGUGGUUAGGACAGCAUUUAGAACCUCGCUCUGUGUUCUGCACUUUCUCUCACGGGCUGAAACCAGGCACCCUGCUCCAGGGCCUGGUUCCUGCCUGGUCCCAGGGAGCAGCGAUGAGGAGGCUGAGCAGGAAAUGCCUGGUGGAAGCCGGGAACCGGGGGGAGAUUCAUGGGCACUGGAAUGCUGCUUCUGGGAGAUGAUGAGGGUACUGGAGAUUCACUGUUAAAUGACUGAACAGAUUGGAAGGGGGGGGGGGGGGGGGGGCCUAUGAUAUGCUAGCCCUUUUUUUAAAAAAUCAUCUCCUCCUCGGCCCUGGGUGACAUGUUGACCCCCACAUGCAGGUUUAACGUUUAAAUGUUAACCGUUAAUUGUUUCCUCUGUCUGCAGUCUCAUGGUACUUUAAGGGCAUUUUCACACCUGCACUUUUUUAAUCUGGCUUAAUUUGGAAUCUGGUUUGUUUUCAUCCUAGUGAAAACCUGGUGCGCUCCUGUCUGUUUGAAUGGGAAGAGAACAAAAUACUCUAAACUGAUGAUUUAAUUACUGUAACAUUUCAACACCAUAUUAUACAUUUUAAAUUGUUAGUUUGUAGUGUUUUGUUCCCUCAUACACAAAAAAAUUCAGAGUUUUCAGCUAGUUGUGGCAACUGCAUCUGCACAUCAAAAGUGGCUGGGAUUUCUUAAUAGGACACUGUACCCACCUCAGCUCUUAGCUGAUUGGCUCUUUUUUGUUGAAGGGCGGGACUUUAUUCAUAAACAUACACUGGGGUUGAGCUUUACGAGAACUCAGAACCAUUCAUCAUUCAGCCAUUCACUAAUAAUAGGUCUUUAGCUCACAGCUAUGAACUAAAUGCUCCAUGUUAAACUGUACAGAUGUAUGCACUAGUCCAGAACACACCACAUACUUUCUGUACUUUACUUUAUAAAUCCAGUAAUUUUUUUAUUUAAUGACCAAUCAGAAAAGAAAAUGUUGUUUUGAAAGUGUUUUUCUUAAUGCCUUUUGAUGCAUUUGCGGAUUUUUUCAUGUGUGAAAACAAACCAAACCAAGAAUAGAACUCAUCAAAUCUAUAAACUCAUUGACUGAUUUCAGACCUGCCUUUAAUCUCCCGGUUGUUCGGUUCUACCCAGCUCUGCUCAGCCUGAGGGAUAGAUAAACAGGGUCUGAUUCUGAACUGUCGGUAGUGGAGCAUAUAGUCAAGCGUCUUCUCCAUCCCCUAUUUCAGAUCCUGCCAUUACUGUAGAUGCUUUAGUAAGGGUUUAGUAAGAGUGUGUUUAACUGUGUGAAAAAAAAAAAAACUGUGAAAUAAAUACUGUUGCCUCUUAUACACCACCAAAGGGUAGAGAUAUACUUUACUGCAUUGGUUAUGCACGCAGUACACACAAAAACUCUAGGGGGCAGUGGAGGGGGCGCUCAGCUUCAUCAAAAUACUGAAAAGUUUUGAAGAACACCAACAUAUAUGAGCCUAUAUCUCAGUUUACCAGAAUCUGACUGUGAACCACUAGAGGGAGCCCACGAGUCAGUAAUUAGUGAAUGGGGGUGAAUGGAGCUACAUGCCUAAAAAUUAAAAAGAAAGUAAAAUAAAGUAGAUUGAUGUAUUUUGCUUAAAACACAAAGGCAUCAUAUCUGUAUGUUUCCAGUUUUCUACAGUAAAGGUUCUAGCACUGCUGCUAAAGUGUGCUAAUUGCUGAUUUGAGACCUGAUGCUGGAGUUUAAAAGGGUUAUAACUGGAGUUUAGGUGUAGCCAGUUUGAUCCAUAUGAAUCUAUUCAUUUUGGAUGUGCUUGGGAGUGCCCUAUGGUGGUGUGGUAUGAUGUAUGAUGUCUCCUUGCUGCUGUAGAAAACAGUACAGCCAAUUUUCUACGUAAACAUGACCAAACUGCAAGUAUAUCUCUAUCCUAAGACCUGCAGCCGUCAUAUGGAGUGUCAGAGUUGUGAAAGGGCAUCUCACGUGUCCAGUGUUCUUCUUUGUCCUGGCUGUGUACAGUCUGCUGCUGGGCAUCACCUGUUUUCUUUGUAGCUGUUUGUACGUGUUUCCCUCUGGCCUUGUCACACACUUCUCUCUUUUUCAAAUAAACUUCAUUCCUGUCCUGAAA
Molecule: messenger RNA, 5488 nt
Organism: Astyanax mexicanus (Mexican tetra)
Lineage: Eukaryota; Metazoa; Chordata; Actinopteri; Characiformes; Acestrorhamphidae
Gene: hdac9b
Product: histone deacetylase 9b
Exons: 12
Coding region: 119-1933 (604 amino acids)
Biological process (GO): chromatin organization
Cellular component (GO): histone deacetylase complex
Molecular function (GO): histone deacetylase activity
Source: RefSeq, a predicted model, not a curated record